This is a messenger RNA of Diaporthe citri, 1482 nucleotides long. RefSeq lists its product as uncharacterized. Gene Ontology annotation, biological process: protein quality control for misfolded or incompletely synthesized proteins. Gene Ontology annotation, molecular function: misfolded protein binding. NCBI's taxonomy places the organism in Eukaryota, Fungi, Ascomycota, Sordariomycetes, Diaporthales, Diaporthaceae. The transcript is spliced from 2 exons. The record is from RefSeq and is a predicted model, not a curated record. Gene Ontology annotation, cellular component: i-AAA complex. Bases 1 to 1482 code for a protein of 493 amino acids.
AUGUCUGCCAUUCGCAGCGCGAAGCUCCCUCGGGGCGAGCUGCUUCGCGCCGUCCUCGAGCCACGGCACUCCCCUCUCCGCGUGAACACGAUCAGGACGGCCAGGACCCUGCCAUCUUCCGGAUCUGGCAGCAGACACACUCUACUCCCGACGUCAACUUGCAGCUGCCAGGUGCGAUAUGCAUCCAAGACGUCCUUCACUCCACCGGGCCGCCCACCACCGGAUGGGAAACAGACAGGGACAGCGCCCCCGCCGCCGCCGCUCGGGCAGAUAUUGCGAAGCGCAUUGCGCUUACCCAACCUCUUCCGUGGGCAAAACCUCAAAACUUUGCUCGCCGGAGCGGCUGGUGUCAUUGGAUAUGUUGUAUACAUGUACUUCACCUACUUCUACGCCGCACAAUUCACCAAAUACCCGCCCGAAAUCGCGAAGUCCCUGAGACGUGCCCUCCACUACAGCAACUACUACGAGGACCCGAAGCUCGCUCUGAAAUAUUACAAGCUGGCCAUUGAACAAUGCAAUGAACAUGGUCUGGAUCCGUUCUCGGAUGAAGUGGUUGGCAUCAAGAUUCAGCUUGCGGCUUGGCUCGAGAGGAUCAGCAAUGUCGAGAAUGCGAUCCAUGUGUUGGAGUUGGUCUUGACCGAGAACAAGAAAUGGCUGACUACGGCCGAGUCCGCACCUGAGAAGCUCCCACGGGCCCCUCGCCCUGGUACAAAAGUUGGAGAGGGCGAGUCAGAGAAGAUCAUCACACAAGAAGACUUCGAUAAUUGGCUCCGCUCUUCGCGCACCAGGAUCCUGGGCAAGUCGGUGGGGAUCAGCACCAAGCUCGGAGAAUUGUAUGCGCAUGAGCAGGUUCUACAGCAUGACAAGGCUCAUGAGCGACUUAUGUGGGCUGUUGAGACUGCCCUAGGAGAAUUCCGUCGGAGAUCUACAGAGGGCGUCAAACCUGGUGAAGGACCGUGGAUGACGCCAGAAGAGAUCGGUGGCGCACUCGAGUCUCUCGCCCACAGCUACGAACGGAAGUCAGAGUUCGACCUCGCGCUGCCCUUGUUCUUCCAAGCGCUCAGGCUCUGUCAAGACCAGUGCCACAUGGCUGUCAUCAUGAACAACCUCGCCGUUACCUUUGCUCAGCAUCCGCCACGAGCUCCCUACGAAACGCUCGCGGGAAUUGUUCCUGGCGAAGGCGAUGCGGCCCCGAAGCCAAGCUCAGGUGAGCAGUGGACGCGCAAGGAACUUCUCGAGUCGGGACAAAGAUGGGCCAAGAACGCCUACCGUCACGCAAAGGAACCAACGGGGGAGAAGCGAACUCCAGAAUGUGACGAGGCGUGCGCUGUUGCCCUUGUCAACCUUGGUGAUAUUGCAGCCAUGGGAGGCGAUGUUCGAGAGGCGCGACGGCGGUACGAGCAGAGCAUCAAAGUCAGCGAGAAGAACGGCUUCGCCGACGGUGUGGCGCAGGCUCAAGCUGGUUUGAAGCGACUCGCGUAA